Neomonachus schauinslandi (Hawaiian monk seal) is the source of this 2715-nucleotide messenger RNA. It is a transcript of the gene EFCAB13, whose product is annotated as EF-hand calcium binding domain 13. Lineage: Eukaryota; Metazoa; Chordata; Mammalia; Carnivora; Phocidae. The record is from RefSeq and is a predicted model, not a curated record.
AUGGAAACUAAAGUACCUUUAUUCUGCCAGGGAGAAGAAAAUACCAAUUUAUCAGAUAAUGGCUGUAAUUCAUUUGCAGCCAACUUGCCAUCAAGACAUAUUGACAACAAGAAAGACGUCAGGUUUUCUAAAACAACGCAGAAGAGAAUGUCACAUGAAAUUAGGGGUUUGAGACUAGAAUACAAAAAAAUGAAUGAAACAACAAUAUUCCUGUGUGGAGAAGAAAAAUCCUCUGAUUUUUCAGGAGAAAAAAAGAUCAAGAGAAAGAAAAGUUUUCAAGGACAAUUGCAUACUAAAAGAACUGAGAUUGCCUCUUCCUCAGUGAAGCUGUCGAAGGAGAAGAUGACUAGGGAAGAAAACUCUUUAUUCAAGUUGCCGAAUCAGUACAGUGUUCAUAAGACUUUAUCACCCUUUCGUACAUCUUCCUCAAUUAAUCGGAAAAGGGAAAUGAGCCUCUACAAGACAUCAUAUAAUCAAGUACCUCAAGGAGACUUAUACUCACAAGAAUUAAGUGCACUUCAGAAGGCCUGUAAAAUUUUCAGCAAAAUUCAAAGUGGUAAGAUUUAUGUGAAUGAUCUGCCAAUGAUCCAUCAUACCUUGAAGAUUUCUAUAAGUGAUUCAGAAAUGCGAAAGGCACUAAAGACUAUUGAUAUUGAUGCAUUCCAAAAUGCCUUGAAGAUUUUCUGUAGGAUAAAAAGUGGUCGAGUUGCAACUGAUGAACUGGCUGCUGUUUUGGAUAGCAUGGAUAUCCGUGUAAUCCCUGAAACUUUUCAGGAAGUGAUAAAACAUGCUAGUAUAGACAGUAACCACAGGGUGGAUAUUAGAGAUAUUAUAUUUACUUUGGAUGAACUACAGCACCAGUAUGAGGAUUUUUCAAUUAUGGAAUGGUCAGGCUUGGAUGAAUCUCCUUCUAACAGAAAGUUAUCAAAUAUAUCAGAAUGCUAUCUACAAUAUAGGAAGAAAAGCACUUUAUCUUCCAGAGUGUUUGAACCAUCAUUAUUCCCAAAGUUAAAUAAAAAAAACCUCCAACAUCAUAAAAUUAUGGAGGACAAUGAUUACCUUGAAUUUAAAAGAUCAAAAAAUCCUUCGCAAAUAAAAAAAUUCCUAAAUGGGGUUGAUAGCAGUAAUAUAGGAUUCCAGGAACCAUAUCCAAAGGAUGGCAUAAACUUUAAGAAAUAUUCAGAGAAGAUUGAAAUUCAUGACUCAAAGUCUAUACCACAUAACUUGAAGAGUAUUACAAGCCUCAAAAAGUCUCUGGAUGAAAGUGAUACUUUUAGUAUCCCCAAACUUCAGAAGCCAACUGUGAGAAGGCAUUCCAGCCCCCUAAAACAGGUUUCAUUUAAGGAAAAAGCUACAACGAAUGCUCUGGAAAAUAUCUGUGAAGCUAUCAGUAAACUCCAAGAAAAUUACAUUGCUGCAGAAGAACUUAAGUCUAUUUUGCCUUCACUAGGAAUUACUUUAUCAGACAAAGUGUUCAAGAAGAUUGUGACAGACACUACUCAAAAUGAAAGUGGAAUGGUGAACUUAGAUGACUUUAUGAAUGCUCUCGCCAUAGACCAAAGUCUUCCUGAAUAUCAUGUGUUGACUGAUAUCAUUAAAGCCAUUGAUAAAAUUAAAGAUGAAAAUAUGGACUGUGAGGAUCUGAAUACUUGUCUUCAGGGUUUUGGAGUUUACCUUUCUAAGCCAGAAUUUGAAAAGAUCACAGAGUUGACUGAAGCUAAUGAAACAAAAAAGGCGAAUUUUAAAGAAUUCGUUGAUAUAAUGAUGACCAAUACGGAACGCUUCUCUGAAAAAUUACUAUUGCCUGAGACUAUUGAAAACCUCCACAAUCUCAGCAAAGAAAAGAUGAAUGCUUCUUACCUGUGGAACACUCUGUCCAGGAAGAAUAAUAACUUGAAAAAAAAAGAAUUCCUAGAUGCACUGAAAUUAGCAAUAAUUGAUGAAGAUGAUGAAGUACAAAUAGAAGAAUUUGGAAAAGUGGUAAAGGAUAUGCGUGAUGCCUCCAGGUUAAAAGAGUUACAGGACAUUGUCUUAGCUCUUGAUGUGCUUGAAGGUGACAUGAUACCUGGGAAGAACUUGGAGAGCUUUCUAAGAAAUAUUGGGAUUAAGUCACCUGAAGAAGAGAUAGAGAAAAUUCUUCAAUCAGAUUUUGUUUCUGACGACAACAUGGUGAAUGUUAAAGACUGUAUGAAGGCUUUGAAGGACAACCAGAAAUUUUCCAAUUUUCUUGAUUUUAGGAAAGAAGCUUUGUCUUCAAAUCUGAGACUACCAAAAGCAGAUGCUACACAGCUACUCUUAGCUACUACCCCAAUUCUCCAGAAUGAUCUAAUUGAUGCCUCUGAACUCAAAGCAUUAUUGAUGAACAAUGACUUUUAUGCAGCUAAUGUUUUACUUAAUGAAGUGUUAAGACAUGAACCUGAACCUGAAAAUGGCAAGAUUACCAUUCAAGAAUUUUUAACUAAGUUCUGUAAUACAUUGAGAAUUCCUAAAGUCACAGGUGAGUUUUACUUAAUAUGUAUCCACUGCCUAUGUCUGGAAGGACAGGCAGUGGUUUUCAGUAAGAUAACACAGGAACAGAUAGUUAAAACACAGGUGAGUAAGAAACAAUAGAAGAUAAAACAAUACAAUAUUGGGUUAUAUAAUUUUUGUCCAGAUUAUAUGGCAAAGACUGCUCAGCUUUCCCCAAACUCAGAAUUGUGGGUAGUUUUACUCUAG